AUGAAAUAUAUUUUAGUAUCAGGAGGUGUAAUUUCUGGAAUUGGUAAAGGUAUCUUUGCCUCUUCACUAGGACUUUUAUUAAAAACUCUUGGUUUAAGAGUGACUGCAAUAAAAAUUGACCCAUAUAUGAAUAUUGAUGCUGGAACUAUGAGUCCUAUUGAACAUGGUGAAGUGUUUGUGUUGAAUGAUGGUGGUGAAGUUGAUCUUGAUCUUGGUAAUUAUGAAAGAUUUUUGGAUGUUACCCUUACAAGAGAUAAUAAUAUUACUACAGGGAAGAUAUAUCAAAAAGUCAUCAACAGAGAAAGAAAAGGAGGGUAUCUUGGAAAAACUGUUCAAGUGGUACCACAUAUAACUGAUGCAAUUCAAGAAUGGGUUGAAAAUGUUUCUAAAAUACCAGUUGAUUCAAGUGGUCAAGAACCUGAUGUUUGCAUAAUUGAGCUUGGUGGUACAGUUGGUGACAUUGAAUCUGCUCCAUUUGUUGAAGCAAUGCGUCAAUUUCAAUUUUAUGUUGGACAUGAAAAUUUUGCAUUAGCCCAUGUUUCAUUGGUUCCUAUAGUUGGUCCAGAUUCACAAUUAAAAAUACCAAACAGUUUAUCAAGUAAUCGACAUAAUUUUGAAAUAUCUGCUAAAUCAUUUUCCUCUUCUACUUUUUCUACUGAUCUAAUCGAAAAGCCUACAUGA
Molecule: messenger RNA, 681 nt
Organism: Entrophospora sp. SA101
Lineage: Eukaryota; Fungi; Glomeromycota; Glomeromycetes; Entrophosporales; Entrophosporaceae
Source: the annotation of a GenBank genome assembly